Molecule: messenger RNA, 1692 nt
Organism: Pseudomassariella vexata
Lineage: Eukaryota; Fungi; Ascomycota; Sordariomycetes; Amphisphaeriales; Pseudomassariaceae
Product: peptidase family M20/M25/M40
Exons: 5
Coding region: 1-1692 (563 amino acids)
Cellular component (GO): fungal-type vacuole lumen
Molecular function (GO): metallocarboxypeptidase activity
Source: RefSeq, a predicted model, not a curated record
AUGCUCUGGUCCAAGUUGACCCUUAUAGCUGGCAUAUCUGUUGUGCGAUCGGCAUCAACCAGCCGUCUCUAUCUGCAGAAUGAGGGGCAGCAAGUCCUAGGAGAAGUGGUUAGGACCGAAUCGGAGUCAAUCGAGUUCAACUGUGAUCUUCCGCCAAUUCUUGACCCUUCGAAUGAUGGCUUGCCAUCUGCAGACAAGCUCUUCUCUGGAAAAGAUGCACUGAUGAAGCAAGUUGAGAGGCAUGGUACUCUUGUGCGAGUCCCGUCUAUUUCCUAUGACGACAAUGGUGAACCAGGAGAGGACCCGAGGUGGGAUGUGUUCUUCGAGUUGCAUGCUACACUAGCAGCAUUGUAUCCAUCUGUUCACGCCCGCAUGUCCCGCGAAACCGUUAACACGUUUGGACUUUUAUAUACGAUCAAAGGCCAAGAUGCUUCGUUGAAGCCUUUCAUGUUGACCGCCCACCAAGAUGUAGUGCCUGUAGCCGACGCCUCGACCUGGAAGUAUCCCCCUUUCUCAGGCCACUUUGAUGGGAGAUGGCUCUGGGGACGAGGCGCCUCCGAUGACAAGAACAGUUUGACUGCUCUGAUGUCCGCUCUAGAGGCUCUCUUGUUGAACCCGCUUUGGGUGCCUAAACGGACCAUCAUCGUUGCCCUAGGCUUUGACGAAGAGUGCUCGGGUCAGCGCGGUGCAGGCACGAUUGGGAAGUACUUGGAGGAGAUAUACGGCAAAGAUUCCAUGUCAAUCAUUCUCGAUGAAGGUGGUAUGGGCCUCGACCUUCUCGAAGGUGAUACGCUUUAUGCUCUCCCAGCGGUCAUGGAGAAAGGACAUGUUGAUAUUUGGCUCGAUCUCUCGGUCAACGGCGGUCACUCGUCUACUCCUUUCCCCCAUACGGGCAUAGGAAUUAUGUCGGAGAUCGUCGUCAAAAUUGAAUCAAAUCCUUAUGAGCCAAAGCUCAUUAAGGGCUCGCCCAUCUAUAACCAUCUCGUGUGUCAGGCGAGGUACUCGCCAGAAUCAGCACCACAAAUCACCAAAUUAAUCAACAAGGGUGACCUGGAGGCGCUGGCGGAGGAGCUGGUAACCAUUGACCGCGCGACUCAGUACCGCCUGCAGACAUCGCAAGCCGUCGAUUAUUUCAAUGGCGGUGUCAAGAUCAACGCCAUGCCGGAGAAGAUCCGCAUCGGAAUCAACCACAGGAUCGCCCCGCAAAACUCGAUACCUGAAAUCAAGAGCAAGAUCCUGGACGAGAUCAAGCCGAUCGUCAAGAAAUACGGCCUAACUGUACAGGCCUUCCAAGGCGAGGAGCAGAACCCCGAGUUUGAUGCCGAAGAGUUCAAGCCGGCUUACGAGGUGGACUACAACGGCACUUUGGUCCUCACCUCUAGCCAGCGCACACUCGUUGCCCCUAUCUCGCCAACCUCGGGGCAGGUCUGGGACAUCUUUUCUGGUACCAUUCAACACAGCUUUGCCUUUCCUGACGGAAAAGUCGUCCCCGUGGGAGAGUUGAUGACGGGCAAUACCGACACGAGACAUUAUUUAAGCCUCUCCCCGAAUGUCUACCGUUGGACGCCAACUCGCAAGGGAGGUAAUCAAAAUCCCCACACGGUCGACGAAGCGAUGGACAUGCAUGCUCACAUAGAAGCGCUGAAGUUUUAUUACAAUCUGAUCAGGAAUUUUGAUGUCUCAAGCGCGUAA